AUGUUAGAUGAUUGCGCGACGAUCCGACCCCAGAACGUCAAUCGCAUGAAUAAUAUCAAACUGCAAACAGAACAAAGGCGCUACGUGUUACAUGGUAAAGAAUCAGGGUGUGAAAUAGGACAUCAAGAUGUAAGAUGUGAAAAUGGAACAAGGCAUCAAGAUGUAGAAUGUGAAACAGGGCAUCAAGAUGUAGGAUGUGAAACAGGACAUCAAGAUGUAGGAUGUGAAACAGGGCAUCAAGUUGUAGGAUGUGAAAGUAGAACAGAACAUCAAGAUGUAGAAUGUGAAACAGGACAUCAAGAUGUAGAAUGUGAAACAGGGCAUCAAGAUAUUGAAUGUGAAACAGGACAUCAAGAUGUAGAAUGUGAAACAGGGCAUCAAAGUGUAGAAUGUGAAACAGGACAUCAAGAUGUAGAAUGUGAAACAGGACAUCAAGAUGUAGAAUGUGAAACAGGGCAUCAAGAUAUUGAAUGUGAAACAGGACAUCAAGAUGUAGAAUGUGAAACAGGGCAUCAAAGUGUAGAAUGUGAAACAGGGCAUCAAAGUGUAGAAUGUGAAACAGGACAUCAAGAUGUAGAAUGUGAAACAGGACAUCAAGAUGUAGAAUGUGAAACAGGGCAUCAAGAUGUGAAACAGGGCAUCAAGAUGUAG
This is a messenger RNA of Ostrea edulis (European flat oyster), 651 nucleotides long. RefSeq names its product EGF-like domain-containing protein comC. The transcript is spliced from 2 exons. Lineage: Eukaryota; Metazoa; Mollusca; Bivalvia; Ostreida; Ostreidae. The record is from RefSeq and is a predicted model, not a curated record. The coding region runs from base 1 to 651 and encodes 216 amino acids.